Molecule: messenger RNA, 3035 nt
Organism: Paramisgurnus dabryanus
Lineage: Eukaryota; Metazoa; Chordata; Actinopteri; Cypriniformes; Cobitidae
Gene: eya3
Product: EYA transcriptional coactivator and phosphatase 3
Biological process (GO): multicellular organism development; negative regulation of extrinsic apoptotic signaling pathway in absence of ligand; positive regulation of DNA repair
Cellular component (GO): nucleus
Molecular function (GO): protein tyrosine phosphatase activity
Source: RefSeq, a predicted model, not a curated record
GUUUUGAUCUACAGCGACUUCCUGCCAAAUAGUUGUCCCUAACAACACAAGGCGCUCUACCGAGGGAAUUUUUGCCUAAGGAAACAUUAAGUUUCCUCGACGGUAGCACUUGGUGACAUGGGCUUUUGCCGAAGCAGCAGUGCCAGCAACUGCAGAGACUGAGAGAGCAGAUUUACCUGGACAAACAGUACAGAAAUUCUCCCUCAUAACUAUGGACGAAUCGCAAGAUGUGCCGGAGCUACCCACAAAGAAAGCACGGCAUGACCCAGAAGUAGGUCAGGAGAGUGAUUCAAGAGGUGUGGUUGCUAAUGACUCCCCUAACCGGAGCGAAUCAGCAGAGGUUAAUUCAUAUCCACCAUCAUCUGUCACUCAUUUACACACAAUGCCUGGGGGUCCAGACCAGUCAGAUCAAGAGACGAUAUCAAGAGCGACAGAAAAUGUAUAUACUCACAAUGCAGUGACCUGCAAAGACCUCACCACAACCACAGCCACCGAUUAUACCUCACAGAUCUACCAAGGAAGCAACACCGCUGUCACCGCAUAUGCCGGUCAAGUGGCUUUCCCCUCCCUGGGCCAGUCAUCCAUGUACAGCGCCUUUCCUCAGUCCGGCCAGACGUACGGACUGCCACCAUUUGGCACCAUGUGGCCGGGCUUAAAGACAGAGUCGCGGCUGCCCGAGGCGCCCUCUGUUGGCCAGACGGGGUUUCUCAGCUUCAGCUCAGGCUAUACCUCAGCCCAACCCAACCAGAUCCACUACACCUACCCCAGCCAAGGUUCAUGUUUCACUACAUCAAGCGUGUACACUAACAUCCCUUCGGCAACUGCGGUCACUACAGCCACCGCAACACAUCAGGAGUUCACAAAUUACAACUCUCUUGGCCAGAGUCAGUUUUCCCAGUACUACGUUCCUCCUUCCAGUUACCUGUCUGCUGGGCUGCCCAGUAGUGAUAGAGAUGGAGCAGGUGUGGUUGCUCCUGGAUAUCCAGCCAUAAAGACAGAAGGCAGUGCUUCAGCAGACCUGCCUAACACAACAGAUGAGUCCCCAGGUGUGACGCUCCCAACAGGUGUGGCUCUGCCCGCUGGGAUGGCCCUCCCAACAGGAGCACGAGACCAGGAUGAGUCCAGUCGCAAAAACCCUGCCAGCAAAGCUAAAGGGAAAGCCAAAAAGUCAGACAGCUCCCAGUCCACAGACAAUGACCUUGAGCGUGUCUUCUUGUGGGAUCUUGAUGAAACCAUCAUUAUUUUCCACUCUCUUCUUACUGGAUCCUUUGCUCAAAAGUUUGGCAAGGACCCAGCGACGGUUCUUAAUCUGGGCCUGCAGAUGGAGGAGUUGAUCUUUGAGCUUGCAGACACUCAUCUCUUCUUUAAUGAUCUGGAGGACUGUGAUCAAGUCCAUGUCGAUGACGUUGCCUCAGACGACAAUGGGCAGGAUUUGAGCAACUACAACUUCUCCAGCGAUGGCUUCAGUGGGCCCAGUGCAGGCGGGGGUCCGGGUACCACCGCGGCAGUACAGGGAGGUGUCGAGUGGAUGCGUAAGCUGGCCUUCAGGUAUCGCCGCCUCAAAGAGAUCUACAAUGGAUUCAAGGGAAAUGUGGGAGGUCUGCUGAGCCCUAUGAAGAGAGAUCUACUGCACCGACUGCGCUCGGAGAUUGAGAACGUCACCGAUGCCUGGCUGAGCACUGCCCUCAAAUCUCUCCUGCUUAUUCAGUCCAGGGGCAAAUGUAUGAAUGUUCUGGUUACCACCACUCAGCUGGUUCCAGCUUUAGCUAAAGUGCUGCUCUACGGCUUGGGUGAUGUCUUUCCCAUCGAGAACAUCUACAGCGCCACUAAAAUAGGAAAAGAGAGCUGUUUUGAACGCAUCAUCUCUCGCUUUGGGAAGAAAGUGACGUAUGUUGUUAUAGGGGAUGGGCGUGAUGAAGAAUUUGCAGCAAAGCAGCACAACAUGCCGUUUUGGCGAAUAUCUUCUCACGGGGACCUCAUUUCCCUUCAUCAAGCCCUGGAACUGGAUUUCUUAUAGAUAAAACUGGAUGUAAGCCAUAGAUGUGAUGAAUCGCCUUGAGCAGCAAGUCUUCAGUUGCACCCCGAUCCCCGCUGUCAACCCUUAAAACUUCAUCCACAGCUGAACUCUGCUCAGAGACUGAACUCAACCAAAUGGGGUCACACGUGUGACUCUGAGAUCCCACAGACCCUCUAUUCCCUCAAUGGCAGCUAUUCUCCCGCUGGGUUGAGACUUGCACUGGGACAAACUUCAUUAACACUCUCUGCGUCUAUAGCAGGCUCUUCAUAAAGGACUGUUGGCUUUACCAUCUUCAAAACAACUGCGUUCACCAAAGGAACAGCCUACGACCAAAGGUCUGCACUGCUGGCAUUGAAACCUCAGUGGGAGUCUGGACUUUUAUGCUAUAGUUUCAACCUUCAGUUGUUUGCAUUCAUUUUAAAGGGCUGAAAUGAGGAGUUGUUAUGAUUUGCACUCCAAAAGUUGGUUGCAAGUGAUAUGCUUUGGAAACAUCAACAAGGGAUAAUGCAUUUUUUUCAGUUCUUCAAACAGUGGCCUGCAUUGAAAUGGUACUUACAGGGAUAAGCAUAGAUCCUGCUUUAUUUUGUGGUUGAAAUGGAUGAAUUUGCCUAUGGUGUGAACGUUUUGCUUUUUCUUUGCUUUUGUUCCUUUAAAGAAAUACAGCCCAAAAAUUGCCAUUUGUUUACUAUACCAGUUCAAACCUGUAUACACUUUGGCCUUUUGUGAAAACAAGGAGGGGCUCUUUACGCUACAUCAUACAGUAAAGUUGAAAGAAGGGACAGGUGCUGUCAUGCUCUUAAAUGGCCCGGAAGAAAAAUUUGUAGUCUGUGUGGCUCAUACUUGAAAGGUUUAUGAUCAUUUUGUAAGGAACUGAUUAUCAUUUUUGAUCUCUCUAAUCUGACAGCCCCGAUGACGUGCACAUUUUUUUGUGUACCACUGAAUAAGGUUAUACAGGUUUACAGCAUUGGCGAGUAAAUGAGAUUUUUUAAGUGUAUUUUUGAGGGCAUCAGACAUUAUU